UUCUCGGACGGACAACUCAGUGGCCGGCGGUCUUUACUUAACGACUGAGAACAGUGGCGUUUGCGUAGAGUCAUGAGUAUUAACAGAGAAGUAACACUGAGUGAUAUAAUCGCAGAAAUGAAUGAGGAACGUACGAGGAACGUAUCUGUUAGGAUAAUGUAGCGAACGUUGUCGUUAAUGGUCCGUGGCAACAGACGAUCGACCCUGGUGCCUUUCCUCACUGUACGACAUCACCUGCAGCGCCUCUCCUGAACUCGUGAAUAUGUCAGUUGCACCCUAUACGAGCGAAAAACCGUGUCGUGGUCAGAUGAGUGCCGAUUUCAGUUAGAAAGAGCUGAUGGUAGGGUUCGAGUCUGGUGCAGACCACACGAAAACAUGGUCCCUUGCUGUCAACAAGACAAUGUGCAAGCUGAUGAUUGAUGGUGUGGACUGUGUUUCCUUGGAGUGGACUGUGUCGUCUGGUCUGUCUCAACCAAUCAUUGACUGUAAAUUGUUGUGUUUGGUUAUCAGCACACCAUUUUCAGCCAUUCAUGGACUUCUCGCACCCCAACGACGGUGGAAUUUAUAUGGAUGACAAUCCGCCUUGUCAUCGGGCCACAACUGUUCGUGGUUGGUUUGAAGAACUUUCUGGACAGUUCGAGCGAAUAGUUUGGCCAUCCAUGGGACAUUUAUGGGACACAAUCGAGAUUUUCGUCCCUGCACAGAAUCCACCCCUGUUAACACUUACGCUAUUACAGAGGGCUCUAGAAGCAGCGUGGCUCAGUACUCCUGCAGGGGACUUACAACUACCUGUUGAGUCCAUGCCAGGUCGAGUCGCCGCACUACGCUGGGAAAAAGGAGCUCCGACACGAUAUUAGGAGGUAUCGUAUGACCUUCGUCACCUCAGUGUACAUUUAGCCAAUAUCUAUGGCCAAAUCAUGAUUAGCAACGAUUUGCAGUAAUUUAUUUGUAGAAGCUUUGUAAUACGUAAAUUUAGUAUGGAGAUUGUGCAUUCACUGUUCACUUGCUCUGAUCUGUCUCGAACUCUGUCCUAGUCCUGAAUUUAGUGAACGAGAACUAUGAUAAUGUGUAGAAAGUGCAGUUUGGAUUUUCUUGUUGGUGCCUGUAGUUGAGUCCGACGCUGUCUUGAUAUGAGCCGUGUGCCAGCUUAUAUCCGCAUUUGAUGAACGGAUGUGCACUUGGAAACUGUGUGAUGUAAGACGGAAGCAUGAAAUAGGUAUCAUUGCCCUAUGCGCCUUCUGUUGCAUCCUAUCCUUAACUCAAAUGCUCCUGAGUACUAGCCAGCUCGUCACUCUUCCAUGUAUAGCCAUGUUCCUUAUCUUCUGGACGAUACAGCAAUAACUGAGGACGGAAGACUAUGUAAGACACUAACCAAGAGAUGGCACUUGUUAGUGGAGUGUCCAGGAACAGUUAACAGUCGCUGAAUGGAGAAGUAGAAGAUCAGAAUUAGUAGAGACAGACAAACUGUAGAGCACAAGCUCAAUAAAGUAAUGCGAUAGAAGUGAAAAAAUUAGCAAACGAUAGGAAAAGAUGGAGUACAGCAACAAACCAAGUGAAACAUUGAAAACUUAAUUACAAUCCACCUUCAAUUUAUAGCUGUUGUUUUUGUGAUUACUGAGAAAUUCUGUGUAAUAACGCACGUGUACAUUUGUUACAGAAGACGAACGCAUCGAGCGGAUGUACAUAAACUGAAAGUGCAGCAUAGAGAGGGUUAAGAAAGGAUUGGACGCCUACUUCUCGCUUAAGACCAGGCAUCCAGAGAUGAUGAUGAACCGUGACCCAAGGGGACCCGACGUUGUGAACACCAUUGAGCACGUCAAGCUGGUGACGAUGCCUCGCCUCACGGAGCAGCUCUACCGGGUGCACAUCUUCGGAGACGCCGACCCGGACCCCGUGUGGGUCUCGUGGCCAAAUUACGGAAAAAUCGUCUCCAUAAACCUCGACAUGAUGUUAUUCAAUGACUACUCGCUCGGAGACAUCGUCAUCGUGGAACUGAAGAACCUGACUGCUGGACACGCCCUCCGGACCGAUAUCAAUAUCAUACGCGCUAUUGAAUUUGGCUACAAGACUGCCUAUUGCCGGAGUUUGAAAGCACUGCAUUUGGUAAAUGCUGACAAAGUAAUUGAUUUUACAAUGAAAAUUUUGAGCUCAGCUCUCUCCAAAAAGUUGCAGAAGAGGACACACGUCCAUCUGUCAGGAUGAAAGACGCUGUUUGACCACGUGGCAAAGGAAUAUCUGCCGGAUGAACUAGGAGGCACAGCCGGUCCUAUCGACAAACUUGCCCAUGAAUUCAUCAGGAGGGCGGAGAUGAAGCGAGACUGGUUCCUGGAGCAGGACCGCUACACCUCGGACGAGAGCAAGAGGCCCCCAGACAACAACUACGCCGACGAUUUGUUCGGAGUGGCGGGCUCCUUCAAGAAGCUCUCAGUAGACUGACGCCGUCACAGUUCAUUUUGUAGAUCCUGUCACUUGUGGACAGUAAACUGUGAUACACAGGGUGAACUGAGAAUCCACCAACGAAAUUUCAGAAUUUGUUAUGUGAUAAUUUCUGAGUAUUUUGGUAUAACAGACCCAUGGCCUUCGAUGGUUCGUUAGAGAGUAACAACAAUUCUUUUCGUGGUUUCUUAUUGAGGUCUGCAGUCGAAAACUGGUUUGGUACAGAGCCAAAUGCUAGUCUAUCCUCUGCACAAACUCCUUCACCUCUCCAUAUGUACAGCACCGGACGUCCCUCUGUGGAUAUCUUAGUUCAACCGAUCCCUUCUUUUAGUCGAAUUGUGCCCUUUCAUUAAUUAUUCGACCUACCCAUCUAAUGUAUAGCAUUCUUUUUAGCACCACAUUUAAAACAGUUCUAUUCUCUUAUUAAUUGAACAUUUAAUCGUCCACGUUACGCUUCAGUUCAAUGCUACACUCCAGACAAAUACCUUCAGAAAAAAGCCUAAAAUAUUUAUCAUUAUCGUUAGCAAAUUUCUAUUUUUCACAAAUGGUUAUUUUUUCAGGUGCCAGUUCGCAUUUUAUGAUCUUCCUAAUUCGGCCAUCAUCAUUUAUUUUUCUACUCAAUCAGAAAAACGCAUCUACUACAGCCAGUGACUUACUUUCUAAUCUACUUCCCCCUGCUUGCCAGAUUCAGUUCCCUGAACUUUAUGUCUCGAUCCCAGUUUCUCCUUAAUUUUCUUUACUGCCACAAUGUCCAGACUGAAUUCCGUCUGUGAUAGGUGACAGCCGUCCUAAACUACUACUUUUCCUUUGUGCCUUUCAAGCCUUGCAACUCCAGUCAAUUCUCUGUACAAGCUCUGGAUCUCACUACUUGCAUUCUUUUCCUCCCACCUUCACAGUUUCCCAAACCCAAACGGAUCUUUCUCAAAGUCGAACUCUACCAAUUUUUUGAUACUUCUGCAAAUUGUUCGUGCCAGCAUUUUGUAACCAUUUUAUUAUACAGAUGGCUCUCUAAUAUUCACACCUCACAGCACCUACCUUCUCUGAAACAGAAACAAUCACUGUCUUCUUGUUCUCUCACCCCCCCCCCCUUUCUGCUUUGUAUUUGAAUUGAACUGGAAAUCUCUAUAACUAACAACCAGAGAGCACGGCUCCCUUAUACAAAAAUACUUAGGAAAUGUCUUUGAUCAUCGUCUGAAAUUUUGUCAGCAGUUCGGGUUCAUCCAGAUAAGUAAUACGCGUGCCCUUCUACAGGUACAAGGUCUACGGGACCUCCACUAUCUCACUGCGUGAAUCUGUAUUUUUAUUCAUUCUAGUUGUAAAAC
Molecule: messenger RNA, 3758 nt
Organism: Schistocerca piceifrons (Central American locust)
Lineage: Eukaryota; Metazoa; Arthropoda; Insecta; Orthoptera; Acrididae
Exons: 5
Coding region: 1762-2202 (146 amino acids)
Source: RefSeq, a predicted model, not a curated record